AUGAUCAUCGGUAUUCUCACGGUUUGCUUUACUUCACCAAAAUCGAAAGAACCAAUAUGUCCCUUUCUAUUGGUAUCUCAGACUCAAGAUUGGGUUCCUGUCGCAGAUCGUAAAUUGCCAAUUGCAUUAUGUGAUUUCAAUAAUGACAAUCACUUGGAUAUCAUUGUCACUGAACGAGGGAAUAACGAAAUGAAUAUUUUCUUGGGAUACGGAGAUGGAAAGUUUUCCAAGAAUCCAACGACUUCAAUAGCUUGUUCUUCUUUACCGUACUCUAUCGCAGUUGGCGAUUUUAACAAUGAUAGUUGGUUGGAUAUCGCCGUCGCUAAUCAUAAUCACAAUAAUAUAGGUAUUUUUUUUGGGUAUGAUAAUGGAACAUUCGCAAUAGAAAAAAUUCAUUCAACUGGUGCUUCUCGUCCACUGGCACUAUCGGUUCAUGAUUUUAACGACGACAAACAGUUAGAUAUUGUCGUAGCCAAUGAUGGUACGAACAAUAUCGGUAUACUUCUUGGAUAUGGGAACGGAACCUUUGCUAAUCAGAUAACAUUUUCAACUGGCUUUGAUUCAUUUCCUCAUGCGAUCGUUGUUGCUGAUUUUAACAACGACAAUCGACUGGAUAUCGCUGUUGCCAACGCUGGAACCAACAAUAUAGGAGUUUUUCUUGGAAAUGGUAAUGGAACGUUCUCAAAUCAAACUACAUAUCCAGCAGGAAGUUAUCCUGUCUCGCUGGCCGUUGGUGAUUUUAAUAAAGAUGGUCGAAUGGAUAUUGUUGUAAGCAAUAGUAAUGAUCAUAAUGUAUGUAUACUACUUGGAAAUGACAAUGGAAUGUUUACAAGUCAAGGCAUCUAUGCAACAGGCUUUGGUUCUUAUCCUAGUUCGGUGGCUGUUCGUGAUUUCAACAAAGACGAUCGACUCGAUAUUAUUAUCGCUCAUAGUGGCAGUAAUAAUCUAGGUUUCUUUGUCGGACAUGGCGAUGGAACCUUCGAAAAACAAAGGUUAUAUCCAAUAGCUAUUGGAGUCCCCCAAAUGAUCGUUGCUGACGAUUUGAAUAACGAUACUUGGACAGAUGUUGUCGUCGCUGUUGAUAACGCUUUUAAUAUCGCUGUUUUUCUUGGAGGUCCAGAUAAAAACCUUACCAAUCUAAAGACAUAUUCAACAGGUGGCAAUGCUUACACAAUGUCUGUUGCUGUGGGUGACUUCAACAACGAUGCUCGAUUAGAUAUUGUUGAAGCAAAUUAUGGCAAAGACGAUAUAGGAGUCUUUCUUGGAGAUGGGGACGGAAAUUUUGGUAUGAAAAUUAAAUAUUCAACAGGAUCAGGUUCUCAGCCAUAUUUCGUUACUGUUGGUGAUUUUAACAACGACACUCGAUUGGAUAUCGUUGUAGCCAAUUAUGGUACUAAUAAUAUAGGCGUCUUUUUGGGAAAAGGAGAUGGAAAUUUUUUCAAUCAAACUGUAUAUUCAACAGGAUCGGGUUCUCAACCAAAUUCUGUUGCUAUUGGUGAUUUUAACAACGACACUCGACAAGAUAUUGUUGUAGCCAAUUAUGGCACUAACACUGUAGGCAUCUUUUUGGGAAAGGAUAAUGGAACGUUUUCAAAUCAAACUACAUAUACAAUAGAUGGUUAUCCCAUAUUUGUGACCGUUGGCGAUUUGAACAAAGAUGACCGAUUGGAUAU
Molecule: messenger RNA, 1673 nt
Organism: Rotaria sordida
Lineage: Eukaryota; Metazoa; Rotifera; Eurotatoria; Philodinida; Philodinidae
Source: the annotation of a GenBank genome assembly